AUGGAGGAAGACAUCAAGACCAAAAUCAAGAACUACAAGACAGCCCCUUUUGACAGCCCCUUCCCCAACCAGAAGCAGAGCAGGAACUGCUGGCAGAACUACCUGGACUUCCACCUCUGUAAGAAGGCAGUGACCACUAAAGAAGGCGACGUCUCUGUGUGCGAAUGCUACUGGCGUGUGUGCAAGUCCCUCUGCCCCAUGUCCUGGGUCACAGCCUGGGACCAGCGCCGGGCUGAAGGCAUGUUUCCUGGGAAGGUCUGA
Saimiri boliviensis boliviensis (Bolivian squirrel monkey) is the source of this 261-nucleotide messenger RNA. RefSeq names its product cytochrome c oxidase subunit 6B1-like. Lineage: Eukaryota; Metazoa; Chordata; Mammalia; Primates; Cebidae. Gene Ontology annotation, cellular component: respiratory chain complex IV; mitochondrion. The record is from RefSeq and is a predicted model, not a curated record.